GAGCUCCCUUCUUUCAAAUCCAAAAAUUCCUUCUCUUUUCAUGGAUUCCUCUAAAGCUUUUCUGUACUUAGUCUUCUUACUCUUUUCACUUCAUUUCUUUAUGGCUCUUGCCACUGAAUUUGCUGUUGGUGGUGACAAAGGAUGGGCUGUUCCUAAAGUAAAAGAUGAUCAAGUGUAUGACCAGUGGGCUGGAAAAAAUAGGUUUAAGAUUGGCGACACCUUGAGUUUUGAGUAUAAGAAAGAUUCAGUUCUGGUGGUGACUAAAGAAGAGUACGAGAAAUGCAAGUCGAGUCAUCCAAUUUUCUUCUCUAACAAUGGAAAAACCAUUUAUAAAUUGGAGCAAUCUGGGUUAUACUACUUCAUUAGUGGAGUAUCAGGACAUUGCGAGAGGGGUUUGAAAAUGAUAAUCAAAGUUUUAGAACCAGAAUCUCCUCCUCAAUCUGCUAACCAGACUUCCUCAACUAGUAAUGGUGCUACUGCUGCUGCUCCAACUGCAAUGACGUUUAUGGUGUUAUUCUUUGGAGCUUUUCUUUAUUAGUUUAUGAAUCUUGAAUAUUCUAUGUUUUUUAAGUUAGUUAUUUUCUACUAGUGGAUUAUGAACUCAUGGAAUUUGU
Nicotiana tabacum (common tobacco) is the source of this 614-nucleotide messenger RNA. RefSeq names its product early nodulin-like protein 5. The record is from RefSeq and is a predicted model, not a curated record. Lineage: Eukaryota; Viridiplantae; Streptophyta; Magnoliopsida; Solanales; Solanaceae. Gene Ontology annotation, molecular function: electron transfer activity. Gene Ontology annotation, cellular component: plasma membrane.